Messenger RNA from Phoenix dactylifera (date palm), 1199 nucleotides. Its product is annotated as NAP1-related protein 2-like. The record is from RefSeq and is a predicted model, not a curated record. Gene Ontology annotation, cellular component: nucleus. Lineage: Eukaryota; Viridiplantae; Streptophyta; Magnoliopsida; Arecales; Arecaceae. Gene Ontology annotation, biological process: nucleosome assembly.
UUAGCAAAGAAAAAGAAGGCGCUUCGCCGGUUCUUUCUCUCCGUUGGCUAAAACCCCCCACCCUUCUCUCCUAUUUAACUCUCUCUGACGCACUGAAGGCCGACGGUGAACGGUGCGGGCGAAUUAGGGUUAGGGUUUGAUCGAGGAUUGGGAGAGAUGGUGGUGGACAAGGGGAAGAAGGCCAAGUUCGCAGAGCGAGGGGAGGAGGACUCCGAUCACAUCGACGGCGAGCUCGUGCUUUCGAUAGAGAAGCUCCAGGAGAUUCAGGACGAGCUGGAGAGGGUCAAUGAGGAAGCAAGUGAUAAAGUUUUGGAGGUGGAACAGAAAUAUAAUGAAAUACGCGGACCUAUUUACAGGAAGCGGAAUGACAUCAUCAAAUAUAUUCCAGACUUCUGGUUGACUGCGUUUCUGAGCCAUCCAGCACUUAGUAAUCUUCUGAGUGAAGAAGAUCAAAAGAUUUUUAAGUACCUGGAAUCGUUAGACGUGGAAGAUUUUAAAGAUUUGAAGUCAGGCUACUCCAUAACUUUUAACUUCUCCCCCAACCCUUAUUUUGAAGAUAGAAGCCUUAAAAAGACAUAUUCCUUCUUUGAUGAAGGAACAACUAACAUAACUAGUACAACAAUCAAGUGGAAGGAGGGGAUGAAUACCGCAAAUGGUGUGGCUUAUGAGAAGAAUGGAAAUAAACGACCCUUUCCUGAGGAGAGUUUCUUUAGCUGGUUUGGUGAAACUCAGCAGAAAAGUAUCUCAGAAGGUUUUUCUGAUGAGGUGGCUGAGAUAAUCAAGGAAGAUUUGUGGCCCAAUCCUUUGAAGUACUUCAACAAUGAGGCUGACGAGGAGGAUUUUGAUGGAGACGAAGAUGAUGAAGAGGGCACUGACUUUGAAGACGAGGAUGAUGAUCAAGCUGAUGAAGAUGACAGCUAAAUUUAUAAUUCAUUGUUGUCUUGUAUUUUUGGCUUCUUAGCAUGUUUCUCUGGCUCAAGUGAAGUAGCAUUUCAGUAGGGCUAGAAUGUGAUGAAAAGGAUGUUAGCUGUCGCUCUCUUGGCUUCUAUUUUGCAGACCUUAACUGAAGAGGUCUUUGCUUGCUUAUGCUAAACUUGUAGAUUAUGAUAGUAGGCUUCUUGGUUGUUCUAACCUUGCAUGUACUGUGUUCUAUUUUCUUCCGUAGAGCUUUUUGGUUGUUUCCUGGGCAUACCAGUUAA